UUGUGUGUCACGGCUUUUACGUACAUUGUAAUUUUUUAGGAUAUAGUUAUUUACUAUUUGUCUAUUUUUAUUUGUUGACCAUUGUUCGUUUAAUUCUGAGAAGGGAAAGCAGGAACCUCAAGUGGAAUACCAAGUGUAUUAAUAAGAUAUGUAAUAAAAUCCAAAAAUAAAAAUAUAAUACAUUUUAUGUAAAUGUUAAUGUAACUACUUUCAAAAUGUUAGACUUAGAGAUGGAUAUUGAAGAAGCAGCAUUCUACUAUUGUUUUGGAUGUCUAUCUCGUAAGGAUGAUAAAUUAACGCAGACGUAUAUUAUUCAGAGUGAGGCUCUGAAAGUCGUAUUUCAAGUAGAUACAUUAAACUUAUGUUACAUCUGUAAAACAAUUGCGCAGAGAAGCGAGCAGUUUAUCAAGAAUGUGCAAAGAAAUCAAAGUUUUUUGGGAAACUAUAAAAGUAUUCCAGAUUCAAUUGAAACCAGCCACAAUGUGCCACCGUUGAUCAAUCUAUCUAGAAUAUCAUUAGACAACAUUCAGGUGACCAAUGAAAAUGAAGAUUUGGAAAAGCCCAUCUCUGUGGUAUACAGUUCACAUGCAGAAGAUGUUGAAAUUAAAUUGGAAUUAAAGCAAGAAGUGUCUAUGGAACCUUCGGAUGAGGAACUAAUUGAUGAAAAUGAUUAUCAAGAUUCAUCUAUAAAAGGCGAAAAAAAUGUAUUAGAAGAAUUAAAAGAAGAAAACGAUUCAAUCUCCGACGACAUCAAUUUAAAGCAACUCAAGAGAACUGUUAAGAAGAGUAAACUCAAGAAGAAAACUAAACGGCCUUUUCAAGAAAAGGGAGAAAAAAAAGAUAAAGAUCCAUUUAUUAAAGUUAUACGCGUAUCAAAGGAGCAAUGUUUGAAAGAGAGAAUGGAAAUGCGAGAGGACCUGAAAUACAAGAACUCAAUAUACAAAUGUGAGGACUGCGUCCGAGGGUUCAAUUUUAAGGAAACCUAUGAGAGGCACAUGGAAGCUCACAGUAAGGUGAUGGGUGAAUACGAAUGUGACAUAUGUAAGCGGAGAAUGAACAGUAUGGAGAAACUGGUGAGCCAUAAAAAGUACCAUGAAGUACGUUACGAGUGCAGUGAAUGCGGGAUGACCCGUCUCAAUAGGAUGACUAUUAAGGAUCAUUACACGGCUUUCCAUCUAAAUGACACGUUGCAGCAUAAAUGUUCGCUUUGCAACAAAAUGUUCAACCGCAAAGUGUCACUCAAGAAACACUUAGCGAACGUGCACAGAAAUAGGAACACGGAAAGGCUGGAGUGCAAGUACUGUACGAAAACUUUCGCGAACAAAGACGGGCUGAACAACCAUACCAUGCUGAAACACCCAACCGAACUGUCGGAGCGCACAUUCAAGCACUACAUAUGCCAGGAUUGCGGCGAAGCGUUCAAGAGUCCGUCACAGCUAAAGUACCAUAUGACGAAACACUCGGACACAAAGGCGUUCUACUGCGUAGAGUGCGAUAGAGGAUUCAAAUCAAACUACGCGCUGAAACACCAUCUUAAAACAGCAGCCCCCCACGCCAACUACUUAGAGCUUAGAUACCAAUGUGAGAAUUGCGAAAAAAGAUUCGGUGUACCAAGAGAGCUGGAGCGACAUAUGAACAAAGUUCAUCUCAACCGCAGACCCUACCAGUGCGAUAAGUGCGACAGGGCAUACCUCACCUUAUGGUCGCUGAAUCAGCACAAACGUUUCACUCACGAGGGCCAUAAGCGGCCAUUGAAGUACCCAUGCCCGUUAUGCGACAAAAUUUUUGCGGGUAGCGCUACACGCAAAGCGCACAUGCGCACGCACACUGGCGAGAGGCCGUACGUGUGCUCAAAGUGCUCAGCGACCUUCAGCCAGUCCGCCGCACUCGCCACACACGUCAAGCUGGUGCACCUCCGCCUGACGAGAGACGGCCAGCCCAAGAAACCUGCUGGCAGCUCCUAGACUACAUACCUCCAGUCGACAGCAUCCGGCAGCUCAUAGACUAUACAACAUAGCCGCGCCAUUAAAGAAUCUUUGCUAAUAUUAUAAAUGCGAAAGCGUGUUGUAGAGUUAUAGGAUGGAGUUGUUUUGUUC
Messenger RNA from Pararge aegeria (speckled wood butterfly), 2096 nucleotides. Its product is annotated as zinc finger protein 569-like. The transcript is spliced from 13 exons. Gene Ontology annotation, molecular function: DNA-binding transcription factor activity; RNA polymerase II cis-regulatory region sequence-specific DNA binding. The record is from RefSeq and is a predicted model, not a curated record. Gene Ontology annotation, biological process: regulation of transcription by RNA polymerase II. Lineage: Eukaryota; Metazoa; Arthropoda; Insecta; Lepidoptera; Nymphalidae. The coding region runs from base 216 to 1964 and encodes 582 amino acids.